AUGUUAUCUAACAAUCCAAGUUGGGGUCAAACUUCACAAAAUCAGCGAGUUGUUGCUGCUAAUGCAACCUCACAUGUUACAAUUUAUGAAGAAGUACAGUAUGGUAGAAGAACCUUCUCAGAAUAUCAAGGUGCUGAUAGGUUUUAUGAAGAAGUACAGUACGGUAGAAGAUGCUCAGAAUAUCAAGGUGCUUGCAGGUUUUAUGAAGAAAUACCGUAUGGUAGAAGAACUUCAGAAUAUCAAGGUGCUGAUAGGAGCAAGGAGCAACGAAGGUGCGUGGCUUAUGCAUUCAACAAUGGCAUACUGAUACCAAAUCAACCAUCAGGGAUAGUAAUAUCUGGCAAACAAGAGGCUGCAAUAACUCAUGAUUUGGCUUCUCUUAAGUUUUCGGUGUCAUCUGCACAACUGAAUUUCCCGCAGAUACCUAACCAUGCUAAGGAAGUGGGAGCUAUGGGACAAAUGACUGGCCAAGAUGUUGCAAACUUUAAUAGGUCAAGAAAUAGCUUUGUACGAGGCAAAUCUAGAUUUCAUGGAGUUGCAAGGCAUCAUGACACUGGAAAAUGGCAAGCUUGGACUGCAACGGGUGAAACUAUCUUGGGAAUUUUCGAGACGGAAGAGGAAGCAGCAAUUGCUUUCGACUUAGCAUGCAUAAAGCAGAAAGGAUACCAAGCAAUCACCAAUUAUGACAUAAGACACUAUGAUGUUAAUGCAAUGCUUAAUGGCAACAAACCCAAGCUGCAAGGAGUGGAAGUGGAGAAAACAUGGCCAGUGACAGCCCAGAUGCAAGCUUAUCCUCACAUCACAAACACAAACAAUGCUGGAUGGAACAUUAACAUACAACCUAGAAUCUACCGUGCUCGAGGGUUUCGGCUACCAAGAGAAGGUCUGACGAACUUUGUUGAGAUCUUGGGUCUUGAGAAGCAGGAUAAUGGAUCAGGAUUAAGGUUCCGACAUGGAGAUUCUAGCGCUUUUAACUUGUACCAAGAACAGAUAAUAAAACCAGCAGUUCGACACGCUGGUUUUGGCAUUGGACAUGCAACUGCAAGUUCAUAUCAAUUUUACAAGCAAACGGAAAGUGGUGAUCAUCAGGACUCCUCGUUCGCACCUCUGCAACCACAAAACCGUUGGUUGUUCCCGCCUUACUCCAUAAAUGUUCAGAGAGAGCAGCGGUUGAAAGCUGCAGGAGUGGGGUUUAAACAUUCAAUCCCCAGUCGUUUCAAGGUUUACAAAAGGAACACCAUGUGGAAAGGGAAAGUAAAGGUGAACUUCUGA
This is a messenger RNA of Dovyalis caffra, 1272 nucleotides long. The record is from the annotation of a GenBank genome assembly. NCBI's taxonomy places the organism in Eukaryota, Viridiplantae, Streptophyta, Magnoliopsida, Malpighiales, Salicaceae.